Messenger RNA from Physella acuta, 1089 nucleotides. RefSeq lists its product as uncharacterized. The record is from RefSeq and is a predicted model, not a curated record. Lineage: Eukaryota; Metazoa; Mollusca; Gastropoda; Physidae.
GUGGUCCAGGAGGUCACAAAUAUCCAGCUGGAGGCGAUACAAGGGACGUUGAGUAUCUGUGAGGUGGAGAUCUACACGGAUAUGUGGGCACCCCGUUCCACAACCACGACAGUGUCAACACAAAUGAUGUCACAAGACGGCCUCAAUUUAUCAGUCACCACCCCAAACGACAGUUCCAUAACAACCUUAUCAUUGGAAACAGAAGCUACAUCCGAAGGGUCUGUCUUUGCGUUUCUUUUGCCGACGAUUCUCACGAUCUAUUGUCUAGUACACCUCGCUGCUCUCUUAUUUGUGGCAAGGAAGACUGGCACAAAGACCACGGAGGUUCCGAUAAAACAGGCAGAGAUUGUGGAUUCUCUUGAUGGCAUUCCCUCACAUUUUGAAGUGCGCUCGGAAGAUGAAGUGGGGGCUGACGAUUGGGAGAAAGUAAUAGAUGAAGUGGCGGCACUCGAGGGGUAUAAUGAACAGGAUGAAGUGAAAACAGAAGAGGAGACAGGAGACGUUGGUGAUAAAAGUAAAUGGGGGCAGAGAUCUCUUGAAGUUCAGCAACCAUAGGAACAUAUUGUGUUGUAAAAUAGUUUAGCGUGCUUGAAAGCGUAUACAAUGUAUUGAAUUGAAUCGCAUGACAGAGAACUACAAACAUCACUUCCGCCAGUUUAAAAAUGUCAAUGCCUAAAACACGUACACUUAUCAUAAACCACUCACAUUUUUCACUAGCUAUAAACAUGUCAACUAUAAACACUCAAUUAAAAAGCCCCAUGGCUGUUGAUCACACAUAGCGUAGAACAAUUUUAACCUACAAUAAAAAAGACCCUUGAAUUUCUGUAAACAAGUACUCACUAGUUACGAAACACCAACACUAGCAAAAGCAAAUGAUUAUACCAGGUAUUACAGACAUGAGUCAGCUAAAAAUCUCACCUAUUUUGAUAAAAACACCAAAUUAAAGAAAUGGGCGAGAGAGAGAAAAAAAUGACACUAUAAUAAGAACACACGACAAAAAUUGACACUAUAACAAGGAGACACACGACAAAAAUUGACACUAUAAUAAGAAGACACACGACAAAAAUUGACACUAUGACAAGGAGACAC